Colletotrichum lupini is the source of this 594-nucleotide messenger RNA. RefSeq lists its product as uncharacterized. The record is from RefSeq and is a predicted model, not a curated record. Lineage: Eukaryota; Fungi; Ascomycota; Sordariomycetes; Glomerellales; Glomerellaceae. The coding region runs from base 1 to 594 and encodes 197 amino acids. The transcript is spliced from 3 exons.
AUGGCAUCAUCUCCAAUCUCCCCAGAGACAUUUAAGGUCCCACCCACCCCUCAUUCCCCAAAUUCCAAAUUCCCUGUCAUUGUGUAUAGAAACGCGCUGGAGAACAAAACAGUUGAAGGCGCUUUAGAGGCGAUCAACACCUCGGAGUGGGUCAAAGGGGGUCACUGGAAGAUCGCCAACGAAACACUCGCAGCUACCCCCCACUAUCAUUUGACGACACACGAGGCGUACACUGUCUUACAUGGCAGCGGCACAUAUGUUCUUGGAAAAUCUCCUUUGGACGCAGACACCGAUGAGUUCGGCAACCCUGUGGGCGUCGAGUUUGUUGCUCGUGCUGGGGACGUCUUUGCAUGGCCAGCAGGAGUGACACACUUUGUUAGGGAAUCUGAGGAUGACUAUGAGAUAAUUGGGUUUUAUGCUUUGACGGGGUUCAACUCAAGGGAAGAACCUUAUGAUAUGGAGUAUCCAUUAGAUUCGGUUCAGGAAACAGACGAGAAACGGGGAAGGUGCGAGAAGGUCCCUGGUCCGAUUAAGGAUCCGUUGUACGGAGAAGGAGGGCCGAUGCCAUCUCUGUGGAAGAUGAAUGAUGCUUGA